Messenger RNA from Alternaria rosae, 1944 nucleotides. RefSeq lists its product as uncharacterized. The record is from RefSeq and is a predicted model, not a curated record. The coding region runs from base 197 to 1771 and encodes 524 amino acids. Lineage: Eukaryota; Fungi; Ascomycota; Dothideomycetes; Pleosporales; Pleosporaceae. The transcript has 2 exons.
CCAGUAUCGCGACCUUAUAACGACGACCCCCGGGUUCUUGCGCGCACUGCCUUGCCCAUACUCUUGCAGAAUAUCCAUAGCACAUCUUCGCGUAGUAUGUCUUCCACAAGAUAGCCGGUGUUAUCAGGGUCCGUGGUGAAACAACCCCUGAUCGCUCGGUAGCCCCACAACUCUGGAAAGCACAUGGGCUACCAGCAUGGCCGACCACGCAUCGUCCAGCACGGCCAGCGCCCAGGGCCUCUUCUCCCGCCGCCCCUCGUUUUUCGGCGGAAAGAGCAAGGGACACAAGCAAACCCCCUCGACCCUCGCGCCGCCCUCGCUCAAUAUCACUCCCGCGGCCAACACCGGGCUAAAGACACCCCCUCUCGACGCCGACCAAUACGAGUUUCCCGCCAGACUCGCAGCGACGCCACCGCGACGCAGGCACGCCAGCAGCAGGCACAGCAUCGCCUCGUCCGUCACCGAUCUCGGGUCCCAGCUGCGGAGGUCACGGUCCGCCUCGCUUCGAACAAACACAUCCGACGGCACGGCCAAGACAUCGUCCUCGCAUAAGAGGACCCCCUCGGCCACCCUGGCACUCACCUACUCCCCCGAGAAGGCGCCCGUGCCUGGUAGUGUGACGAAUGCCUCGCGGCCCGCCCUCUCCAUCUCCACCUUCUCGCGCAACAAGCAAAAAAGCAGCGAGAACGUAAAGACGGAGAGUGGUGGUGUACAACCCCAACCCCAACCCCAGGUCUACGAGAAGAGCCCCCUCAGCGCCGUCGACAAGCCCAAGACACCCUUCGGUAACAUGGCUGUCCCGAUCCCGCUGCGGCAUCCUCCCUCCCAGAAGGAGAUCCUCCAGGCAAACCAGCAGUCCAACCGCACAUUAGCUCCCGCAGCCCCCAUCCCCGUCCCCAAUGGCUCCAACCCCAACCUCGUCUUCCAGCACAUCCACGAGCUCGCCUCAAAACGGAUAUCCACCCUCGACUACCUGCGGAAAGCCCACGAAGGACGCAUCUACUGGUUCAACACGCUCCUCUUCUCCAAGACCGACCUCACGCGCCUCCCCUCCUUCACAACGCGCAACCAAGCCCGUCGCGCAACCCACUACCUCCUCCUCGGCUUCUCCCUCCCCACCAUCCUCGAUCUAAACGCCAAUUCCCCGUCCGACUACCUCAAAGCCCUCAACGCCUUGCUGCUAGAAUUCGAACAAUACCAAUCCAUCCACCCCGCCGACGGCUCGACCCCCAGCUCCCUCUCCCGCGCCCGCCUCCCCCAGAUGUUCAAGCGCGCAAACAUGGGUAUGGGAAUGGGCAUGGGCAUGUCGAUGGGGAGUAAAGGCCGGCGGAGCAGUAGCGCGACUGGCGAUUUCCCGUUGCUGACGCCGAGUAAUAGUUUCACGGGGAGUGAAACAAGCGGUGGCAUGGGCGGAGGCUUUGACUCACCGCCUACAACGGACGAUUCCCUCCUCCCGAAUGAAAGCUACACGCAUCUCCAGACGCCGAGUUUACCCUUCGACCCCGAUUUCUUCAGCACGUUUGCCACGCUGUGCGAUGUCUUGAUUGAUUGCUACACGAAGAUAUUGAGUAUGCUUAGUACGCCAGAGAGUGUGGCGACUGCGGGCGGUGGCGUGCCGAGUUUAGUGGGUGAUUUGUUCAACAAGGCGGAUGCGAGGGUGAGGAAGAUUAUUCUCGCGGGUGUGGUGAGGGAGUUUGAGGAUAGUUGUCGGGCGGGACUUAAGAGUGAGGUUGGGGGUGUGGGCAAGGUUGUUCUGGGCGGGUUGAUGUAGGAGAUGAAAAGAGGAUGAUUUAUGCGGCGGGAUUAUGAUCUGGGAACUUUAUGAUAUCCAACAAGGUACACGGAUCGGCGUUCUUUUUCUUUCUGUACGUCUUCUUGCAUGGAGAUGGAGUUGGAUCUUAGAAUACGGCAUGAGAUAGCAUGAGAAGGGCAGAUAUGGAGAUA